UUCUCUCUCUCUUCAUGUGUGGCCGCGCCAAGCGAGAGAGAGCGGAGGAGUUGGAGCGACGAUGUGCGCACUCCAAGCAUCUCUCCUCUGCAGAGCGCCAUCGUCCUCGUCCUCGUCAACGCGAACCAGGAAGCUCCUCCCUCCUCCUCUUCACGCCGUCUUCCUCCGUCCGCCGCCGCCGCCUCUGCCUAACUCCCUAUCCUUCCCCGCCUCUCGAAGGCACCGACCCUUCCUUAUCCUCCGCCUCCGCUGCUUGUGCUCCUCGACGCCACCUGAUUCCUUUGGUUCUACUCCCGAUGCCGGCGUCGACCCCUUCCCUUUCGAUCCGAAUCCGCCGCCCGAAUUGAGCGACGCGCAUGCUGCUCCGGAUUCGCUGUUUGGCGACGGGGAAGGUGUGCUCGAGGUUGAAGCGUCCACGGAAUCGGGCAGUGUUCGUCAAGCUGCUAUUUCGUCCGAGUCCGUCGAUGACGCCGUUGCGAGCGAAGGGAAAGCGCCGGUUCUUGUGUUUCUUGGGGGAUUGGCUGCCGGCGCGGGAAAGUGGGUUUCGGCUCCCGGUUUCGUGCGGUGGUGGAGUUGGUUGCCGUUCUGGGGGCAGGAGAAGCGGCUCGAGAGGCUUCUUGCGGAGGCGGACGCGAAUCCUAAGGACGCGUCCAAGCAGAGUGCGCUUUUGGCGGAGCUCAACAAACACAGCCCUGAAUCUGUUAUAAAACGUUUUGAACAAAGAGAGCAUGCUGUGGAUUCUAAAGCCGUAGCAGAAUAUCUCCGUGCUCUUGUAGUCACUGAUGCUAUAUCUGAGUAUCUUGCAGACGAGAAAUCUGGGAAACCUUCCAGCCUUCCUGCAUUGUUGCAGGAAUUGAAGCAGCGUGUUUCAGGAAACACAGAUGAUCCAUUCUUGAAUCCUGGAAUUUCCGAGAGGCAGCCAUUGCAUGUGGUGAUGGUUGAUCCCAAGGCACCAAAUAAAUCUACACGAUUUGUUCAAGAGCUUGUCUCUACCAUCCUCUUCACAGUUGUUGUUGGACUGAUGUGGGUUAUGGGUGCAGCUGCUCUUCAAAAAUAUGUUGGAAGUCUAGGUGGUAUAGGUAGUCCUGGCGUUGGCUCUAGUUCUUCAUAUGCUCCAAAGGAACUAAACAAAGAAAUUACGCCAGAGAAGAAUGUUAAAACCUUUAAGGAUGUUAAAGGAUGUGAUGAUGCAAAACAUGAACUUGAGGAAGUUGUUGAAUACUUAAAAAAUCCAUCUAAAUUUACUCGCCUUGGAGGCAAGUUACCUAAGGGUAUUCUUUUGACUGGAGCUCCUGGAACUGGAAAAACUCUUCUUGCAAAGGCUAUUGCUGGAGAAGCUGGAGUCCCUUUUUUCUACCGUGCAGGUUCUGAGUUUGAAGAAAUGUUUGUUGGAGUUGGUGCUCGGCGUGUACGAUCAUUAUUUCAAGCUGCUAAAAAAAAGGCACCUUGCAUCAUCUUCAUCGAUGAAAUAGAUGCAGUUGGUUCCACCAGGAAACAGUGGGAAGGCCAUACAAAGAAAACGUUGCAUCAGUUGCUUGUCGAAAUGGAUGGAUUUGAGCAAAAUGAGGGAAUAAUAUUGAUGGCAGCUACAAACUUGCCAGACAUUCUUGAUCCUGCUUUAACGAGACCUGGUAGAUUUGACAGGCAUAUUGUUGUUCCUAAUCCAGAUGUGAAGGGCAGGCAAGAGAUUUUAGAGCUGUAUUUGCAAGACAAGCCUUUAGCCGACAAUGUGGAUCUAAAAGCACUUGCACGAGGCACACCUGGAUUCAAUGGGGCAGAUUUGGCCAACCUUGUCAACAUUGCUGCCAUUAAGGCUGCUGUUGAAGGUGUUGAGAAAUUAAGCAGUGCACAAUUGGAAUUUGCUAAGGAUAGAAUAAUUAUGGGUACUGAACGCAAAACAAUGUUCAUAUCAGAGGAAUCUAAAAAGCUAACAGCUUACCAUGAAAGUGGUCAUGCUAUCGUUGCAUUUAACACUGAUGGAGCACACCCAAUACAUAAGGCAACUAUCAUGCCCAGAGGCUCAGCUCUAGGAAUGGUCACCCAGCUUCCAUCCAGUGAUGAGACGUCAAUCAGCAAGAAACAGUUGUUGGCCCGACUUGAUGUUUGUAUGGGCGGUAGAGUUGCAGAAGAGCUAAUUUUUGGUCCUGAACACAUUACAACUGGUGCUAGUAGUGACUUGCAUAGUGCUACUGAGCUUGCCCACUAUAUGGUGUCAAGUUGUGGUAUGAGUGAUGCAAUUGGGCCUGUAUAUGUUCAAGAUCGCCCAGGUUCAGAGAUGCAAUCACGAAUUGAUGCAGAGGUGAUGAAGCUCAUAAAAGAAGCAUAUGACCGUGUUAAGAUUCUGUUGAAGAAGCAUGAAAGUGCAUUGCAUGCAUUGGCAAAUGCACUUCUUGAAUAUGAGACAUUGACUGCACAAGACAUCAAGAAGAUUCUCAAUCCUUACCGAGAAGUGCGGCCAAGUGAAGAUGCAAAAGAUAUCAUUGAUGCUUACCAAGGUCAAGUUUCGGAAGGACAAGAGGAGCUUGAGAUCAGUUAACACUUGCAGCCUCUCCAGCCAUAUAGUGUACAGUAUUAUGGCAAUUAUGCUGGAAAAAUUGUACGAUAUAAAAUAUUUCAUCUAGGUUUUUACUAUUGGAAUGGCAUUCAUAUUUAUGAGCAUUUUUUAAACGGGCAAGAAAUUUUACCUAAGAUACAAAACGAGAGACCUUGUCGUCAGCCGUGGAGGUGCGGUAUGGCUCCAGCGAUUUUGCUUCUCUCUGCUUCAGCAGUAUUUUGUGGUCGAUAGUUUUGGUUCUCUGCUGGCACACUUUUGUGUUUAACCAUGAUGCCUUGUUUCUUUAUGGAACAUAACUCUGUAAAAGGAAGACACUCUAAUAUAACAAUGCUACUUCUCUUUGAAAUGUUAAAAUCUCGAAUUUGUACUGUGGAA
Molecule: messenger RNA, 2929 nt
Organism: Nymphaea colorata (pocket water lily)
Lineage: Eukaryota; Viridiplantae; Streptophyta; Magnoliopsida; Nymphaeales; Nymphaeaceae
Product: ATP-dependent zinc metalloprotease FTSH 9, chloroplastic/mitochondrial
Exons: 17
Coding region: 62-2536 (824 amino acids)
Biological process (GO): proteolysis
Cellular component (GO): chloroplast thylakoid; membrane
Molecular function (GO): metalloendopeptidase activity; ATP hydrolysis activity; ATP binding
Source: RefSeq, a predicted model, not a curated record